UGUCAAAAAAAUUUAGUCUUUGGCCAUUAAUCCAUAAAUGGUUGUGUUUACAUGUUAGGAUUUGCCUCAAAUGUAACUAAAAUAGAUGGGAUUAAAAUGUAUAUUUUUUAUGGAAACUGAUCUAAAAAAGUAUAUAUUAAAUAUGUUGUGUAUUUCGAUCUUUUUAACUUCUUAAUAUUUACAUCCUUUGCUCAAUUUAUUCGUGUAUUGCGCACCAGAAAAUAUGUUUCAUAAAUCCGAUAAUUCGUUUAGUUUUCGGCAAAGAUUUUGCAGAAAUGACGAUUUUGAUGAUGAAUUAAACGACUUGUUUAACAAAAAAUUUCAGUUUCGUUUUAAUUCUUUAUGGAAGCUGCCAGAUGCCGGCUCUUGGUUUUCUGUUCCGCCAUGGAAGGUGAAAGAGUUGGAGGUGUUGAAAAGCCGGCUGAACUUCCACAAGAGUCAGCUAAACGACUUUAAUAUCGAAGAGUGGAGCAGUCACACGCGGCGUCGGAACCCGGCGGGCGAGGUGGUGUGGAAAAUAAGGUGUCUCAUCAACCCUGAAUUUCUGACACAGGCUUGGACGAAAUUCUAUGAAUGUGCCUGCACGUACAGCGUGGUGCCAACGCAGGCUGUGGCCGACGGGAAGUUUGUCUCUCUGCACCUCUGUGAAGCGCCAGGAGCUUUUAUCACAUCACUUAAUCAUUAUUUGAAAUCUAAUCAUCAGAAUACUGAGUGGAAAUGGAUAGCCAACACUCUGAAUCCAUACUAUGAAGGCAACUCCCCAUCAAAUAUGAUUAGCGAUGACAGAUUCAUGUACCACACUCUUGACAACUGGGAUUUUGGAGUGGACAAUACAGGGAAUCUCAUGGACUGGGACAAUUCACAGGCCCUCAUUAGGAAGGCAAAGGCACUGGGAAAGGUGAUGUUGGUAACAGCAGAUGGCUCCAUAGACUGCCUCCAAAAGCCUGAUGCACAGGAAGAGGUUACGUCUCCCUUGCACUACUGUGAAAUUGUCACUGCGCUGCAAGCUCUAAGCCCCGGCGGAACUUUCAUAUUCAAGCUGUUCACUAUAUUUGAGCAUUCUACAGUAAGUUUGUUGUACCUCAUUAACCAUUUGUUCACUGAGGUCAACAUCUACAAACCUGUCACAUCAAGACAAGGAAACUCUGAGGUUUAUGCUAUUUGUCUUAAGUACAAGGGUACAAGUUUAUUGGAAAAAUACAUCCCAGUAUUGAAAUCGGCAUAUGGCACAGAAUUAUAUGCCAAUAUGUCACUAUUCCCACUGAAUGAUAUACCAGAAAGUUUCCUCAAACAGAUCCAAGAGUGCGCCUACUACUUUUGCUCAAUACAGUGCCAAGUCAUCAAUAAUAACCUUCAGGCAUACUUGAUGCAAAACAACAUAGCGUUGCACAGGAACAUAAAGAAAAUUCGAGCUAUUGUUGCUACAGAGUUCAUUUGGCGAUACAACUUAAAGCCAUUGGAAUUUGAACAGGAAAUGUUAAAGGGCAUUUUGCAUGAGGAGAACAAGAUCAACACAAACCCAAGAUAUCACCGAGGCUCAUACACAGAGCGGCAGCUGUACACAAAGAUGUCACUGCGUGAGAAGCUCAGUAACUUAAACUCCUUCCUUCACACGGAAGUGCUAUCAAAUCCUAUGAUUUUAAUUAGCGAACCGAUUAAAUGGAUCUCGUAUUAUAACAACACAAUUGAACUUAAACAUGUGUUUACGUAUGGACAUCCUUUGCAGAGAAUCAACAGUUCCAAGUUCAUAUUUGUGCCGAUUUUUAAACUUUAUCAGCAGAUAUUGGCUGAGGAGGAGUUUAAAGACAUUAUCUUUUGUGAAGAAAUAAGGAAACAGGUCUCUGAAACUGGUGACAUAGGAGUGGAAGUAGGCAAAGUUUUGAACUUACCAGAUUUUGAUUAUGUGGAGAGUUAUAAUUCUUAUGAGAAAAGGUGUUUUAAGAUGGUUUUAGACAUUUUGAGAGAGAUGACUGUUGGUGAGACGUUGCUGUUGCACAAUUUUAACACACUGACACAUUUUAAUGUAAGCAUAUUGCACAUUAUAUCUAGGAAGUGCUUUGAAAAGACUGGUUUUUUAUCUCGAGGAGGAAUCACCCUAAGCAACUUCAUGGGCAAGUCUGCAGUAAAAUAUCUAGAGGUUGUUGGGGAGGAGUGUGAGAAGGUGAAAAAGGAAGGCGCAAAAGAUGUGCUGAACUCUCUCCCGGUACAGGCGACAAACGCUGGGGAGUUCUUCAAUAACAUUGUCUUCUAUAAUAACACAUUCUACAGGAACAAAUGCAUAGAACAUCUCUCGAGGAUUGAAAAGUUUAUAUAAGAUAUUUAUGAGACUAUUUUUAUGAAUCCCUUUGUUAUUGAUGUUAUGUAUACGUACUUGUUGUUGAAUGUGUCUAUCUAAAAGAGUUUUAUAUGUCGCGUUUAGCUAUUUGUGGAAGUAGUUAACAAACGUAUCUAAUUUUAUAAAAUCAAAUUUUAUAAUAUCUUUCUAUUCCAAUUAUAAAUCCAGAUAUUGAAAGUCUUCUUUUGUCAGGUGUGAUAUUGUUGUGUGAAAUUAUAUAAUUAGGCCUAUUCAUUAUAUUAAAUGGAGUACCAUUUGCUUCAUUCCUUCAAUAAACUGUAUUUAAUGAACAGAUCAUGCAAAGGCCAUUAAAAUAUAAAGUUAUUACAUGCAAUGUUUUUAACAAUAAUAACUAUUGUGCUAGAAUAAAUUAACAAGUAGCGAUGUGUAAAACUCUUUUCUUUUGUAAAUAAAUCUUCCUGAAUGUGAUAUAAAGUCUAUAUAUAAAUCCAUAACGUAACUUUCAUAAAA
Molecule: messenger RNA, 2806 nt
Organism: Manduca sexta (tobacco hornworm)
Lineage: Eukaryota; Metazoa; Arthropoda; Insecta; Lepidoptera; Sphingidae
Gene: aft
Product: cap-specific mRNA (nucleoside-2'-O-)-methyltransferase 2
Exons: 4
Coding region: 224-2314 (696 amino acids)
Biological process (GO): 7-methylguanosine mRNA capping
Cellular component (GO): nucleus; cytoplasm
Molecular function (GO): methyltransferase cap1 activity
Source: RefSeq, a predicted model, not a curated record